AACGCACCCUUGCGCAUGCGCGAUAGGCCUGCAUGCAUUCUGGUUAAUGUAGGAAAAAUGAGCCCAGGGGUGUUUCUACUUUCUUGUGCGGCUGGUUGGAUAGCUUUCGUUUGCUAACUGUGGGUAGUUGCUUUAGUAUGUAUGGCAUGUAAUAGGAGCAGGAUAACUCACUUCGUUGCUCAUCGGAAGGACACAAAGCAGAAUAAAAAUGGCUGGAGAAAGCGUGAGUAUGAUCUUCAAGCUGUACUGCUUGAGUGUGAUGACACUGGUGGCAGCUACAUACACGGUGGCAUUAAGAUACACACGGACCAUUUCAACAGGAGACAUGUAUUUCUCCACCACUGCAGUUUGCCUCGCUGAGGUCAUUAAACUAAUACUGAGUCUGGGGAUGCUGACCAAAGAAUCAGGCAGCAUCAACAGACUGAAGAACACAAUAAUGGAAAACAUCAUCUUCAGCCCCAAAGAGCUGCUGAAACUGAGCGUGCCCUCCAUAGUUUACGCAAUUCAGAACAACAUGGCCUUCGUUGCACUGAGUAACCUUGAUGCAGCGGUGUAUCAGGUGACGUACCAGCUGAAGAUCCCGUGCACGGCUCUGUGCACAGUCUUCAUGCUGAACCGCUCCCUCGGCCGCUUGCAGUGGUUCUCUGUGUUCAUGCUCUGCUCUGGCGUCAUACUCGUCCAGUGGAAGCCUGCGGAGGCCACUAAAGUCCAGGUCGAGCAGAAUCCCAUCGUUGGAUUUGUUGCGGUUUCUGUCGCUGUCCUCUGCUCUGGGUUUGCAGGUGUAUAUUUUGAGAAAGUGUUGAAGAGCUCAGAUACAUCUCUGUGGGUGAGGAACAUCCAGAUGUACCUGUCCGGCAUCCUGAUCACCCUGGCCGGAGUUUACAUGAACGAUGGAGAGAAAAUCUUGGAGAAAGGUUUUUUCUUCGGCUACACACCGUGGGUGUGCUUCGUAGUCUUUCUGGCCAGUGUUGGUGGUCUUUACACGUCCGUGGUGGUGAAGUACACGGAUAAUAUCAUGAAGGGCUUCUCUGCUGCUCUGGCCAUUGUUAUCUCAACAAUAGCAUCUGUGGUGUUGUUUGGACUGCAGAUAACCAUCACAUUUGCUACCGGAGCUCUGCUGGUCUGCAUUUCCAUAUAUCUGUACGGACUUCCAAAGCUCGACACGUCCAAGCUGCAAGACAAAAAUGCGAACACAGAGUCCAAACAAAAACUGAUCACCGUGUGAGUCUGGAUCAGCAGGACCACGUUCUCCUUUGGGGUUGUGUUUUCUGGGCCGGGGGGAGCUGAAGGACUUGAUAAAUAAGAGAUAACUGAGCUAGAUUUGGUUUAUGAUACAAAAGAAAAGAGUUUUGGUUCGUUACAGCGGCUCUGCUCCUCCCUGCAUCAACGAGGUUGAUGGUGCUGUGGAUUACCAGAACAAUCAGUUUAUAUGUCGGUGAGUUAUCCAGUUAAGUGACCACUUUUAGUUAACCUAUUGUAAAAAUUGUACAGAAGUCCAGUUAAAAAAACAUCUUUAGUAUUUAAAGUGGCAUAUAAAUAAAACAUUUCUGGAGGCGUCGCUCCAGCUGCCAA
Messenger RNA from Austrofundulus limnaeus, 1572 nucleotides. RefSeq names its product solute carrier family 35 member A1 (gene slc35a1). Gene Ontology annotation, biological process: pyrimidine nucleotide-sugar transmembrane transport. The transcript has 8 exons. Gene Ontology annotation, cellular component: Golgi membrane. Bases 209 to 1225 code for a protein of 338 amino acids. Lineage: Eukaryota; Metazoa; Chordata; Actinopteri; Cyprinodontiformes; Rivulidae. Gene Ontology annotation, molecular function: pyrimidine nucleotide-sugar transmembrane transporter activity. The record is from RefSeq and is a predicted model, not a curated record.